This is a messenger RNA of Doryrhamphus excisus (bluestripe pipefish), 4645 nucleotides long. It is a transcript of the gene rhpn2, whose product is annotated as rhophilin, Rho GTPase binding protein 2. Lineage: Eukaryota; Metazoa; Chordata; Actinopteri; Syngnathiformes; Syngnathidae. Gene Ontology annotation, molecular function: protein binding. Gene Ontology annotation, biological process: negative regulation of stress fiber assembly; signal transduction. The record is from RefSeq and is a predicted model, not a curated record.
CUAUGUUACGUCACACUACGUACGGUUACACUAUGUUACCUUAUGCUAUGUUAUGUUACAGUACGUACGGUUAUGCUGUGUUUCCUUACACUGUGUUACCUUAUGCUAUGUUACGUCACACUCCUUAAGGUUACGCUGUUACCUCAUGCCAUGUUACGUGAAACUACGUAUGGUUACACUAUGUUCCCUUCCAAUACUACGUAAGGUUACGUUAUGUUAAUUGAUGCUUAUGCUACGUUAUGUCAUACUAUGUAAAGUUACGCUAUGUUACCUUAUGCUAUUUUAUUUUAUGCUAUGGUAUGGCGCUACGUUGUGUUACUUUACAUCCUUACAUUGCACAGUACUCCACCAUUUUAUAUGACUUUAAUGAAAUACCUGUAUCUAGUUUAGCUUAUGCUAGGUGUGUUUGAACAUGUUAAAUUGAGCACACAUGCAAUGAACCUUUCAUCUUCACUCACCUUACCUCUUUCAUGUGAUGUUAUCUCUUCUAUAUCGUAUUCAUUGAUCUGGAGCGGCGGCCCAAAUGGUUUCCUUCCCAGUCAAAUCUUCUUGCUGACAACAAUUUUUCCAAAUGGCUGUAAGAGAGGCGGAACAGACCAGAGGUCGUUAAAGUCCAGGAUGUCAACAUUUCCAAAACAGAGUGUCUGCACCACUAAAGGAGGCCCCGACAAAGAGAGGAGAUGCUUUGUGGGCGACAGGAAGGCCGACGGGAACACAGUGGACUUCAGUGUGGCAGCAGGAGGGCACCACCACCAUCAACAAGAACGGGAACCACCAAACGCCACCCACCCAUCCACCACAACCUGAUGUAAACAAAUACAUCACAGCAGUGAGCAUGACGGACGCGCUUUUACACAACGGCGUGAAGGAGGUUCGAGGAGACGGGAACUACUUCAGGAAGGGUUGCAACCCGUUCGCCCAGACAGGCCGCAGCAAACUGCAGAACAAGCGAGCCAGUCUCAACCAGCAGAUCAUCAAGCAGAUGAGGAUGCGGGCCGGGGCCGAGAACCUGCUCAAGGCGACCUCCAACAACAAGGUCAAAGAGAUGGUGAUGCUGGAGCUGAGCUACGUCAACUCCAACCUGCAGCUGCUCAUGGGACAGCUGGAAGGACUCAACAGCUCCGUGGAGGUCUACCAGAGCAGCCAGGAAACUACCAACAUUCCGCUCAUCGCCCUGGGUCUGAAGGAGACGAAAGAAGUCAACUUUUCGACGUCAUUUAAGGAUUACAUCGUUUCGCAUUACAACGAAGAUGGCACGAGCUUCGAGGACGAGAUCGCCGACCUGAUGGACUUGCGGCAGGCAUGCAGGACGCCGAGCCGUACCGAGGUGGGGGUGGAGCUGCUGGCAAAAUACUUCAACCAUCUCCCUCUGAUAGAGAGUCGAUUCUUCUCGCAGUCCCAUCACAGUGGCCUCUUCUUCACGUGGUAUGACUCCUUCACAGGCGUUCCCGUGUGCCAACAAAACAUGUCCCUGGAGAAGGCGAGCAUCCUCUUUAACAUCGCCGCCCUCUACUCCCAGAUCGGCACACGGAGCAACCGGCAGACCUCGCUUGGCCUAAAGGAGGCCAUCUCUGCCUUCCAGAAGGCUGCAGGCAUCCUCAACCACCUGAAGGAGACCUUCACCCACACGCCAAGCUAUGACAUGAGUCCAGCCAUGCUGGCCAUGCUCAUCCGCAUGAUGCUGGCUCAGGCUCAGGAGUGUCUCUUCGAGCAGCUGGCUCUUCCCGGCGUUCGCAACGAGGUCCUGACCCUGCUCAGGAUGGCCCAGGAGGCUGCCAAGGUGUCGGAAAGCUACGACCACGUGCAUCAGUCCAUGAUCCAGACGCCGGUGAAGGACAACGUGCCCUUUUUCUGGUCCACCAUGUCUCAAGUGAAGACCAAUCACUACCGCUCCAUGGCGCACUACUUUGUGGCCUCAGCCCUUCUGGACCAUCAGGUGGCUCCCACCGAUGAUGAAGACCAGCAGGAGAAGACCUUGUCUCAAGUGUACGAUCACCUCCCUGAAGGAUGCUCUCCUCUGGACAUCCUGAAGAAGAGAUCGGAGCGUGAGCGAGUCGGUCGAGCCCACAUCCGCCGUGCCAUCACAGGCCACGAGGAGGCUUUGAGGAUCCACUGCUUGUGCCACCACCUCAACAAGCUGGAGGUCCUGCACGACAUCCUGAAAGCCAGCCACCAGCGCUCCCUGCACAAGUCCAGCGAGAACCAGAGUGAGGAGGAGUUUCCAGACUACUUGGUGGCGCCGGACAUUAUCUCUAAAACCGAACACCAAGCAGAGCUGGAGGUUCCUGCUGCCAUUAAGGUGAAAGUCAGCGACUUUUUCCAGAGGCUGGGUCCUCUGUCCGUCUUCUCUGCCAAGCAGCGCUGGACGCCACCUCGGACGCUGUGCCUGCGCACUGAGGACCGAGACCUGGGUUUCACACUGAAGGGGGACGCCCCAGUCCAGGUGGUUUCGUUAGACCCCCUCUGCCCUGCUGCUGCCGACGGGCUGAAGGAGGGCGACUACAUCGUGGCUGUGGGCGACACCUCUUGCAAGUGGAUGAGCGUGGGCGAGGUGAUGCGGCUGCUGAAGGACGUGGACGAGCAGGGCGUCGACAUCCAGGUGGUCAGCAUGCUGGACAGCAACCCCACAAUGCCCGCCAAGAGUGCCACCUUCUGCGGGAACCUCCCCAAGACCUACUCCAUGAUUUGUCUCGCCUACGACGACGACGACAAGAACCCCAAGUCCCGCAAGGUCAGCAAGAAGUCGUCCUUCCUCAGCUGGGGCCUGAAGAACAAGAUGAAGAGCGCCAGCACCAUCAGCCUCCCCACGGCCGAGCAGUCCUGGAACAAGCCCUGUCCCACCUUCCCCAGCUCCUACAAGGACGGCAUCCUCUACUGAGCCCCCUCAGCGGACCCGCCGAGGGAGCGAGCAGCGGUCUUACCCUAAAUGUCCGUGCUGACACGCUGGAUGGCAGCUGGCGGUGGAUGCCGGUGUUGGUACACUGGUGCCCCCCCAGUGCACAACCGUCUCAUGCAGUGUCAACUAACACAAUGUACUAGUACUGUGCCAGCACCGUGGGGAAAACCACUUCUCUUAUAUAUCUCGUAUAUUUAUACACAUAUCCCAAGAUGACCUCCUCUGCCUUCAACCAGGCUUCAGCCAUGCACUGUACAGUCCAAGGUAAUCCUUAACAACCUGCAGUACUGAUCAGUGUCAUGCUUAACCUCAGUGCUGAUUGAAGAGAUACUCAUUAUAUCUCCUUUCUUUUAUGUGGGGGGAAAAUUUGAUGAAUGCAAUUGUUGUAUACGCUGCUAAAAGGUUACAUAUUUGCCUUGUUUUUUUUGUUUUUUGUAUAAUCACCUUUUUAAAUGUGAUACAGCCAUGAAAGGGAUCAUUUUGGAAGUGCCUGAAGAAGCCUGCGCCAUGUACUGUAGUAACACUGAGUUCCUCGAGCGAGUCACUGUUACGCUGCAAAGGAUACAAGCUGCAAACAAGGCAAAACCGCCGUGAUAAGAUACACCUAGUGACGAGAUGAUUUGACGUCUUUUCCUGCAGCCCUGAUCAGUUCUUGAAAUACAUUUAAACAAAUAUCAGAACGUAACCUUUUCCUAUCAGCCGGCCAGCUGAUCCACUAGCUUCAUUUGGCACAACUUUCCAACUCAACUGAGAAUAUCCCAGAUUCCGAAGCCGACCAGUCAGUUAUUGACGCAUCCCACGCACGGUCACCUGUAGUCAACGGCAAAAGUCGCUAUCCAGCUUGUGCUAACGUUACUGACAACUUGCUUGAUUUUUGCAGUAUGUUGUCCCUUAAACAUGCAGCUCUGGCUUAUUCGGAUCCCGAAAAGCUGACAUUUUUUGUUUUAUUUUUGUUUUUGCUUUGUGCCUAGGACACAAUAAAAAGCAAUAUAUGAUUUGAUGGUUUUGCCGCAUGUACACCAGUCAUGUCACUAAAUGAUGACAAUGCCUUCAUAUUUAAGGUAUUACUCAAUAGCUCACCCACGUCUGUCCCCAUUGUGUGUGUGUGUGUGUGUGUGUGUGUGUGGCCUUGGGGAGGUCCCAGUACACGUUCGAGAGACUCCAACUCCAGUCUCUCAACUGGCCCGGGAAGGCCUCUGGACCAGCCGGGAACCAGCUUAGGCUGCUGACCUGGGAUAAGCUGGAGAAGAUGGAUGGUGUGUGUGGGAAAAAAAUGGCAGGUUAUUUUGUGUCCAAAGUGGGAAUAGUCCCGGACGGUCAAUGAUGGAAAGACUGCAGCAGCCAUGUUUGACUUGCCACUAUAGGUGCUGACACUUUUCUGGUGUUAGACUUUUUAUUUUAUCUACAAAGUAGAUUCAUGUACACAUUUGAUAAUCAAAUUAUUUAUGUAAUAAAAAAAAUACAAAUAUAUGUAUGAUUGUAGUCAUUUGUGAAUGGAAAGUUGUGAAUUAUUUUGCACGUUGGAUGUCUCGGAGGAAUGUAUUUUACUAGUCUGGUCGUUCCUGGUACAUUUUGUCUUUGAUGUAAGAUUGUUGUGACAUGUUCUUUACGGUUUAAUGUCAUAUUUAGUGCCAUUUAUGCUCCACCGUGACGGAGGAUGUGCUAAACAAAAGUUCUUGCUUUCUGUGGUGUUAUUGAUCAUCUGGAAAUUCUUGCUGUCAAUCUUAAUAAAACAAAGGGGACCAAAAA